Trichoderma asperellum CBS 433.97 is the source of this 4912-nucleotide messenger RNA. NCBI's taxonomy places the organism in Eukaryota, Fungi, Ascomycota, Sordariomycetes, Hypocreales, Hypocreaceae. The record is from RefSeq and is a predicted model, not a curated record.
ACUCACCCCACUUCAUGCGGCUAUCAACAUUUCGGAAACCAACCAGGAAAGAGGAACAUGAUAGGAAUUCAAAAUGGGGCUAAAAGACCGGUUUAAGAAAAAAUUCAAAAGAGAGACGCCGACUAAUAGAUCCAGUAAUCAAAACAAUACUGUCAAGUUGGGCGAUGCCCAAGAAAAUGAAACGGCUCAAAGGCCCAAAGUUCGAAUAGAAGAUACGCCAAUCAGCGAGCUUUGGAACGUGGCAUAUGAAAACCUACGAGAGGAGGACGGUGCUCUUAUCGCCGAGUAUGAGAAGAGCUUCCAGCGCAACAUCGCCGCCGGAUUGAGGGAAAGCCUCCAUCUGAAGCCAAAUAUGAGAGACCAGCUGCGAACAGUCUUGGAAGAGAGAAUGAACGAAGUCAGCAAAAAAGCAUCAAAGCUUGGCAAAACUGAGGUCCCGGCAACAGAGGCUGUGCAGCUCAUUCUAAAGAUUGUAGAUUCGGCCAACGACUACAUCAGUAGUGCCGCGAGCGCCAACCCAUACACCUCGAUUGCGUGGACUGGCGUCAGCCUUAUGCUUCCACUUUUGAUGAACCCAUCCAAGCAAAGGGACUCUUUAGCGAAAGCGUUGGGGGACAUUGCAUCUCUUAUCACGCAGAGUAUAAUGAGAGAAGAGUUUUACAACGAGUGUUAUAAACCAGGCUCGAGCAGUCAUGAAACAUUCCGACUAUCGCACGGCCAAUACAUGGUCGCCUUAGAGAGCCUUUAUAGGCAAAUUUUAAAAUUUCAAGUCAUAAGCUGUUGCUACUACUCCAAAAACUCAGCUUUCCGUCUCGGUCUUGAUGCUGUUAAAUGGAAUGAUUGGAGUCAACUGCUCGCUGAGGUUCAUGAAAAGAAUAACAAUUUCAUCGCUGUUGAAACCAUUAUGCGAGAUAUACGGCUCCAUGAGGAAUCCAUCGCGGCUGAAAAUCGGCACCAAGCAGCACUGGCAGAGGCAAACGCGAGCAAGGAAGCUCAAGAUUAUACCGGGCUGCUACGAUGGCUUUGCGAUAUCGACCCGUCCUCGAUGUACAAUGCUGCGCGCGAUAAGCAUGAGGCUGGCACAUGUGGAUGGCUAGUACAAGAUAGUGAUGAGUUCAAGGCUUGGGAAGAAGGCAAGAGCUCGUUAUUGUGGCUUCACGGCAAAGGCAUGUCUAGUGUUUUUGCUUAUUUGAAUGGCAACAGUUUAUCUGCUGAGAAGACUGGCUCAGGUAAAUCAAUUUUAAGUUCUUCAGUCAUCAAUCACUUGCAAGACCGUCAUGCCUCAAAGCCUUCAACCGCACUGGCCUACUUCUACUUCAGCUUUAGUGAUCCCAAGAAGCAAAAUGUUGAUGGCAUGCUGGCAUCUCUUGUGAAGCAGAUCAACUCCUGCCAGCCCAACAAACAAAUACUCCAGCGUCUUGGCGAUUAUAUGGCUAAAGAGCAGCGUCCUGAUAUCAAAACACUCCAAGAGGUCUUAAUGACGUCCUUGGAUGGGUUUUCAGAUGUCUACGUUGUAAUCGACGCCUUGGAUGAGUGCCCGAUGCUCAAUGGGCGCCGUGAAAAGCUGCUUAAGAGUUUACGUUAUAUCCUAGCCAAUGCACCUGAUAGCCUCCACGUGUUUUUAACAAGCCGCAAGGAGCCUGACAUUGACGUUAAGAUACGUGCUCACUUGUCUGAGCCUUUGAAAAUCGAAAUUGACUUAUUAGCUCAUCGGGAGAUUCUCAAUCGCGAUAUACUCCAUUAUAUUGAUUCAAAACUGGCAAGUGAGGAUUUCCAGUCUUGGCCAGAGAGCAUAAAAAUGCAAGCGAGAAACUCGUUAAUAGAUAAAGCAGAUUGCACGGCGGUACCCAGGUUUCAAUAUGUCCAGUGUCAGUUUGAAAUACUCCAAAAUCUGUCAUCUGAGAGCUUGAUCCAUAGGGCUCUGGAAAACCUUCCUGCAGGACUUGACGCAACUUAUGACAGAAUCUUUACGAAUAUUAAUUCCGAUUUCAAAGAUCAAGUUAUAAAUUCACUGAAAUGGCUGGCCUUUUCAAUGAAAACUUUAACUCUUGGGCAGCUCUCUGAGAUAUUCAUUCUUCGACUACACGGCGAUGUUGUCAUUGAUGAGGCUGAGCGUCUCUUUUCCCCUGAAGACAUACUCAAGUAUUUUUCUGGCUUAAUUGUCACCCAAAAGGGCCGCAACUCGGUCAUUGAAGUCCGUCUAGUCCACUUCUCUCUGAAAGAGUAUUUCAUUUCGACUAGGAUUGUGGAAAGCGCCCCGGCCUUUGCAUUUACUGAGAUCGAGGCACAUAUCUCCAUUGGGCGCUCGUGUCUCGCCUAUCUCGCCCAAUUUAGCACCGAGAUCGCAAGGCAAUUUCAACAUCAGGUCUCGGGCUUGGCGAAAUAUAUGCUCGACUAUUGGAUGAUCCAUCUCGAAGAGAUUCCGUGCGCAAGAUGGCCGCCUAAGAUGGCACAGGAUGCUGCUCUCGUGCUUGGCGCCCACAGCCAAUCUUUCCUCAACCAACUCCUUAACCAACUUGGAAUAAAUCGUGAAUUCCAUAAUGUGAACAUUCCGGACUUUCUACGACUGCAAUCAUAUGGCUAUACUGCCUGGCUCGGGCUGUGUCGGUCGACCCAGAUGCUGGUGUCUCAGGAGCUAAAUGCGUACAGCACUCAAGAAGACUUGGAUGUAGCGCUCCAAUAUGCGGCCUCUGAAGGGAAUAUAGAGGCGAUGAAGACCCUUCUUGAAGCUGGCGCUGACGCCAAUGCAGAGGGCGAGAAAUGGGGCUCGGCUUUGCUCGCAGCAGCAUCAAAAGGCAAACUGAGUGCCCUGGAGCUUCUUGUGAAAUUCGGAGCGAAUGUUAAUGACCCGUCGGAAAGAGGGAGAUGCUUGCUCACCAGCAUAAAGGAGGAGCCUAUUCAAUGCCUAAAGUUCCUCCUUGAUAGUGGUGCUGACAUCGAUAUGCAGGGCAGCUCUGAUGGUACGACGCUUUACAAAGCAAUUGGCAGCAAUCGGUUUUCCCUGUGUAAGCUACUGUUGGAAAGAAAUGCAAACGUAAACGCUGUUGGUGGAGAGUAUUACACGCCGCUUCAGAGAACAUGUAUACGCGGUGGUGUACCUCAAAUUCUUCAUUGGGUUGAAACUUUGUUGGAGAGAGGCGCAGACCCCAAUAUUCGGGGGGGAGAGCUUGGCACAGCACUACAAGCUGUGUGUCACCAUGGAGCUGCGGGAAUGAUUUCGGUGGUACAGCUUCUCAUUGAACAUGGCGCUGAUGUGAACAUUCGUGGAGGGUUGUACGGAUCAGCAUUCAAUGCAGCAGCAAGUUCCAUGUCAUCCGAGGCUGUCCAGAUUAUGAAGCUGCUCGUCGAUAAUGGCGCCGAGAUCGACCAACAAGGAGAUGGAGAGUUGGGAGCGGCGCUACAUAUCGCCUGCAACGAAGGAUCAACAGAGACUGUGCGCUGGCUUCUCGACAACGGCGCCGAUGUCAACGAAGAGAGUGGCCGAUUCGCUACGCCGCUUCAAGCUGCCGUGGCUGGGGAACCCUGGGAUAGAGAGCAAGAAGUGCUGGAUAUAGUAGAGCUGCUCAUGGAAAGGGGCGCCCGAGUCAACCAACAAGGUGGAGAGUAUGGAACUGCGCUGCAGGCCGCCUACUGGAACUGGGAUGUUGAUGACCAACUGUGUGGCUUGCUCCUUGAGCAUGGCGCUGAUGUCAAUAUAACAGGCGGAAAAUACGGAUCUGUGCUUGCUGCGGCCUGCGGAAACCGUCGAUUAGGCGUUGAAGGCGUGCGUCUGCUGCUGGACCGCGGCGCUGAUGUGAACGCAGAUGGCGGCGAAUAUGGAAGCGCACUUAUAGCUGCCUGCGCACGACUGAGGGGAGAAGAUGCUGUCGAGAUGGUACAAUUGCUGCUCGAUCAUGGUGCAAAUGUAAAUACAGAAGGCGGGAUAUAUGGAACAGCACUUGCAGCUGCUUGCACUCACGGGGCGAGUCACGGGGUGAGUCUUGGGGUGGUUUCACUGCUGCUGGAGCGCGGUGCUGAUCCGCGUCGUCGGGACUGUCUAGCCUGGCAUAUGGCUGCUCUGUUAGACAGCAGCGAUGCCGUUCCUAUUCUCGACCUUUUCCUUGACCAUAUCGACAUCAACCACGUGCAUGAAGAAUAUGGGACAGCUCUGCAUGCGGCCAUUGAAUGUUGGAGUCUAAGCUAUGAUCAUUUAAUGCCACUUAGAUACGAAACUGCCCGCUUGCUUCUUGAGCGCGGCGCUGAUGCUGACAUCAUGGCUGGGGAAUUCGGCUUCCCGCUCCAAGCAGCAUGUGCGGCAGAAUACAGGCCUAAACCUUACGGCCAGUAUUUUACUGACAUCGACUACCCCUGCGUCAAGACAAAACUGCUUCUCGAGCAGCGCCCCAACAUCAACGUCAAUGCCCAAGGAGGCAUAUUCGGCACGGCCCUUCAGGCAGCCGCAUAUUCAGGUCAGACCGCAUCCGUAAGGCUGCUGCUGGAUAAGAAAGCCGACUGCAAUUUGCGCGGAGGAAAGUAUGGCAGCGCGUUCAAUGCGGCCAUCAUCCGCGGGAACUGGCAUAUUGUCGAGAUUCUGCUCAAAGCGGGUGCCACGCCUGAUUGUCGCCUGCAAGCCGAGCCGGAUAAGGAGUGGCUGCAGCGUGUUCGAGAAGAAGAUGGCCGAGGGGCUUAUGAGAGGUAUAUGAAGUUUUGGGAGGUUCAGAGCGCCUCUGAUUGCAUUUCGACGUGAUGUAUGAUGGUGGCAGUGUAAGCAUUCGUUGUUGUCUUGUACUUAUUCCUCUUAGAGGCUUUGUGUAUUCAUAUGACAAUACUAGAUAGCAGCUCCCAAUGUCAUGAAUAGUAUUUGGCAGCUGGGCAGCAACUUGCUCUAUCUGAGUAGAGAUGAACGGUUCAGAGCGCCUCUGAUGGCACUUCG